AUGAAUUUUCGUUCAAAAGUACUUUAUAUAAAAAUUUUGAAAGCUUUAAUGUUGACGAAAUAAUAAAUAUUAGUUGUGCAAUGUGUGAAAGAAGGCUUUAUUUUUGAUUUUAUAAUUGGAGAAUACUUUAGAAGAUAAUAAAAAAUUUUAAUUUUCGUUGUUUAAGAUCAUUUAUCAAUUUAUAUGGUGUUGAAAUUUGUACUCUACCUUCAUAAACAGAUUUUAGCAUUACACCUGAAAUAAUAAAUUGUGAGAAGUAUUAUUCUAAUUGUUUAUAAUGUGUACUUACUCCAAAAUCAAGACUUUAAUGUGCAAUCUGUAAUAAGGAUAUGUGAGUUCAAUAAUCUCAGGAAAUUGCUACUAAUUUAUGUUACUUAAGGAAAUGAUUUUGAGGAAGAUGGAUAUGUCUAAUUGAUUUAAAAUUUUAUGAUGUAAUUUUUACCUGAUUAAUAUUAUUAAUAAUUCACUGCAGAUUAUUUAAAGAAAAUUGAAAUUAAAUGUAAAAGUAGAUAUUAAUUAACAAUAUAUUAAGAGUGUAAAAAUAUUGCAGCAAUUAAUGCUUAAACUGUAAAGUUGAUUAUUUUUCUUUUCUUUGUUUGAAAUGUCCUUUAUAUUAUUACAAAUAACACAUCAGAGUUGAAUUGGAAGGACAAUGUGUCACUUGUUCUAAUUUAUGCCAAUAUUGUUAAGUAAGAAAUGAAGAAGAAAUUUCUGUAAAUUAUUAAAUUUAUAUUAGGCUUUGCAAUCAAAUUUUUUGCUGCAAAUGCAUAAUUUAUAACUAAAUUUUUUAAACCAAUUGAUGAUCCUCAACUAAUCAUCAAUCCUUAUUUUGCCAAUGCUAAAUAUUGUAUUAACGAAAAUUGUUACUUAGAUUUUCCUAUUCUUGGUAUUUUUAAUUAUGUGA
Molecule: messenger RNA, 904 nt
Organism: Paramecium sonneborni
Lineage: Eukaryota; Ciliophora; Oligohymenophorea; Peniculida; Parameciidae
Source: the annotation of a GenBank genome assembly